This is a messenger RNA of Phytophthora nicotianae INRA-310, 11748 nucleotides long. RefSeq lists its product as hypothetical. NCBI's taxonomy places the organism in Eukaryota, Oomycota, Peronosporomycetes, Peronosporales, Peronosporaceae. Gene Ontology annotation, molecular function: protein binding. The coding region runs from base 1 to 11748 and encodes 3915 amino acids. The transcript has 5 exons. The record is from RefSeq and is a predicted model, not a curated record.
AUGAAGAAGUUGCUAGGUGGCAUCUUCGCACGCACGCAAUCGGCCGAGAGCGUCCGCGCUGCAUCGACACCUACUGCCGAUGUAGAGUCAUCCGUUGCACCCACUACAAAGCGGUGGGGCUUCCUGCUGCCCUCUGCGUCGCAUCCGCAGCCUCUUCCAGCUGACCAAGAAAUGCUAAAGAGCUUGGAUGCAGUGCUGCGAGGAGUAGCAGCACAUCUUAAGGCAGUGAUCACCGAAAUAUUGAAUGGAGAGGAGUUCAAUCAGGAGUUAAGAAACUUGAAGGAUUUUGUCGAGGAAGCGGUGGCCAAACUUAUGCAGCAGUCAGGUGAGCUGUCAUUGGAGUUGUUAAAGAGCUACUUUUCGUGUCCGAUGGGGCUUGCAUUGUGCGAACAGACAGCGUUUCCGUCAUUGGUGUUGGAUUUUGUGGCGAAGAUGCGAGUAUUUGCCAUGAAGGAAGAGCUAGUCAACAUGGUGAAACAGAACCAAGCUGGAAAACAGAGUGAAGAAACACUACCUACUUCAGCUCCAGCAUUAUUUCAAGAAAUGAUCCCGCCACUUCAACUGUUAAUGAACUGUGUGGUCGCUAUCGCUUCGAACGAGACAAUAAUGGAGAAAUUUCGGUGCGAACUGCCUAUCCUAAUUGCAUUGACGGCUGAGGAGUAUCCGCUGGCAGCAGUAUUUAUUCGUGCCUAUUGCAGUCGAGCGCUCCUGUCAGUGCAGGACCGAAAUUUUAACGCUGGACUCACGUGGUACUUGCUGGAUUGUGAUAUUAUUGCUAAAACAGUUGAACGGAUGACGAAUUACACUUUAGCCACACCUACCAAUCUCGAAACGGCGGAGCGGGCAAUGCAGGCAUAUCUGCAUUCGACCUCAGAGCGAUUCAUCCAAGCUAACAAAGUAAUUGGCAUCGAUGAUUCAGCGGCUGCAGCCGCUGUUAGCGAAGCCCUCGGGCUCACACGUGUCGUGGGACUUCCAAGUGAUCGUGGCGUAUCCACUACGACGCCGUCUUUGAAUGCUCCAGCAAAUGAGGAGUCAAGAGAGCGGGACCAGCCGACUUCGUCCGAGAUAUUUUGCCUACCCUCUUAUGAUGUACGAAGCGGGCUUAGAUCCCUCGUUUACGUUUGUGAGAAAACGUACCGCUUCACGCCUGUUCUAUUGGAAGCUUUUCAUACUGCUGGUGGAUACGCGUUAUUGUUGCGUCUUCUGGAUACAUGCACAGAAGAGGAGAUACCCGCUUUGCUCGAUAUGCUGACGCUGCUGAUGCCACUUGGUUCUCGUUCAUCAGAAAGCUGCGACGGUGUCAUUACAUUUGGCGCAAGAAAUAUUCACGCCUUCUCCUCUAUGCGGGACUUGCUGCUGAACUAUAUUAGUGACUUGACCGUCAGUACGUCGAAGCUGAGUACUGAAACUCUACGGCGGAACGAGCAUCUGAUUCUGCAAUUGCUCACUCAGAUUCUCCAUAUCUACACAAGUGAUUACGACAAUUUCGUAUUUCUCGAGCCCAAAACGCGAACGUUAGCGUUACUGUUGACCAAGUUACCACAUACCAACUUUUACGACGCCCAAGUGAUUAUACUGCGCAUCGUGGAGUAUGUUUGCUGUGCUGCAAAACCCGAAGAUCCCCUUCCUCACGAGAUUUUAUCCGUUGUGUGUGGAUUACUUAUUGCAUACAGCCCGCUUACUACUUAUCAAAGCAAAGAUGAAGCUGAAGGACCGAAUAAUCUCGAACUGUCAUCAAGGUGGAUUCCUGAAGCUUUGUUGAGAGCAUUCGAGGAAGGACCGAUGCCGACACUUUCGACUUUAAUGUGUGAAUGUUUGACAAAGAUCCUGCGAAAUGAAGAAGCGGACAGAUACAAGCAAGAGCUGAGCGCGUUUGGACUGAUGGAUCGCGGGAUUUACAUGUGGCUUGAUCAGAUUGCUGAGUGCUUGAGUGCUGUUCCAGAACCCGACACAUCGACUACACACAAGGUUCUGACGAGCUUGAAGCCUCACCUCGACAUGUACGGAACUUUACUUUGCUUGAUGCUGCGUCAUAAUUCCCAGGAAUGUACUCGAUUCAGACAAUCACGAAUACCUCAAUCAUUGUACACUAUUACCGAGGUACUGGUGUCGAGCGACGUCAUGGCCACCCCUUUCGAUAUUGCUCAUGAAGACCGCUCUCGCCUAAAAGAGUUCUCGCUUAUGACUACGUUUACGGAGUUAGCGGCAGCUUUACGAUAUUCAAGUGAACCUGAGAGCCAGCUGGCAAUGCUCCAUUCUGGGGUGGAAUCCGAUAUAAGCACCAUUUUAGACUUGUUGCAGCGUUUUCGCGGAGCAAUUUGGCGACAAUUGUUGCUACUGUAUACUUUGAUGGAUGUACUCAAGGUGGGUGGUUCAACGGUAGCGGCAUUAUGGAAAUCAUGUCAAGGUUACGAAAGGUUGGUUGCGCUGUUUUCAUCCCUUGACCUGACUGCGGAUAGUGCUUCGCACGAGCGUGUGUUCCGGAUAAUGGACCUCGUGCUGGAGUUAUUAAACGUCACGCUUGAUUCACAGCAUGGCAAUGACGAUAAUGUCGAGUACUUCAGGUCUAUUGAUGGGUAUGCUACGAUUGCGAGCUGCAUUAUCACGUCUGGCGUCAUGAAAACGACCAAGAGGAAAGCGCUUUUGCAAAGGAUAUUAGACCUCAUCGCAAGUGGCGUCUCGCAAACUGAAAUUCGCAAUGGGGAUGCGGUCCAGAUAGUGUUUCGAUUAUUGCCGACUGUGUCCGAUAGCGAUGCCAUCGACACAAUGACGAAGUUGAUUUCGAUGCUUGAAAUUGUAAAUGAUGGGAGUUCGAUUUCUAAGAAAGAGCGGACGAUAUGUUUAGUACGAGCUGGGGUGUUUCAAUGGAUGGAUGAUCCUGAUCUGAUACUGAAGCUCAAAAAUGCAGAGGACCCGUUGAAUCCGUAUCUGGUUAAGUGGUUAACGACAAUUGUGCUGGAAGAGGAUCUCUCAAUUCCGCACUUGCACGAUGUUCUUAAACUUGUGGGUAAAGCAAUGCCAAAGCUUUUAAGCAAUCUGUGCUGCUGUAAGGAGACAUCCGAAGAUACCACAUCGACUGAAAUCCCUGAGACUGGACUAUUAUUGCUGCAGAAUCUAUUGAGAAACCCAGCUAUCCGGAAUAUAUAUGUUGGAAAGCCACAAGGAUCUGGACAGACUGGACGAUACGUUCAUAUUGUGAACAGUACCGAACGAGUGUGGCCUCCGUCAUCGGGAUAUUCCUUCUCGUGUUGGCUUCGCUUCCCAGCUUUACCAGCACGCGAUGACAGUAAAAGCCCAACCUCGAAAACCACGACUAACUUAGCAAGGUUGACGGUAUCAGUUCCACUAUGUGAAGGGAACCUCACUUUGACUCCUGAUGACGACCAGGAGGAACGGAUGAGUGUGUAUGGUGUUUUAGUGGGUACAACCUUGACGCUUUUUACAUCAAAAGAAGCAUCUGCUCAUCACGAAAAUGCUACUGGAGAAUUAAAUGUGGCGAGUAUUGCUCGAAAGGGUCCACUAGAGUGGUCGUUUGUAUCGGAUACGCGAGUAAUUCUAGCAAGCUGCACUGAUGCAGAUACUAUGGAGAUGUGGUGGCGCGCCAUGGAACAGUGCAAUAGCGCGAGAAUGCCCGCUGGCCAAAGUUUAUCGACUAAUACGCUGCUUACUUCAUUUGGCGUACUGAGUGACGGCGAUCCUGGUGUGAACAAACCCGUGGAGGAUCCACAAAGUGGUUCAGAGGAAGGUUCCGCCUGUAUCGUCUCGAUUUACUCACUCGAGGCUUCUGGUUGUUUUAUCCGUGCUUUCUUCGAGCACUCGACAGGCUUCCUUCGCUUCCACACAGGGACUGUUAAUUCAGGACCCAGCAUGAACCCCAAUCCGAAGCGCACAUCAGUCGUUUUUGACGCAGUGGCGAUCGAGAAUCUACGACCUGCUGCCACUUCGAACGGUGGCAAUAGUAAUGAUGUUUGUGCUUCACACAUUGAGCAGACAGAACACAAGCGAGACUGGCACCACUUCGCGUUUACCCACCGAAAAUCCGUCGUGGGGAGUUCUCUGAUCACGGUAUACAUCGACGGACAGGAAAUAGCGACCAAGAAACUCAACUAUCCUUCAGCGCCCGCCAUUGGAUCAUUCCAAGCAUUUGUCGGUAGCGAUGCGCAAGUGUGCAGUCCUCAUUCCGCUUUAUCCUGGAAAAUCGGUCCAGCGUGGUUUACAGAUGAAGUGAUUCCGAGUGGUACAAUUGCGGGGAUCUUCUCGUUAGGUCCGACGUUUUCGCAUCAGUUCAGUGGUCACUCCUAUCGCUCAGUGGGGGACUGGCUGGAAGCCCUUGCAAGUUCACAUUUAGCUCGUGCGGCCGACCGUGGGAUCGAGAUUGCUCAAUUUGCUCAGCGAUUACAUCUUGCCAAGCUUGGACGCUCUUGCCAACGACAGUGGAGCGAUUGGAACGAGGCUCUUAACGUGACUCAAAGUGCAGCCAACGACGCAGUCGCUGCUGGUGCUGCAUUAAUUGCAGAAUCGAUGAUCGCUAAAAAGCAGGAAUUAGCUGAAGGAUUACGUUUCGCAACCGGAGGGGGAGGAUCCUCUCGAAAGGAGCGGAACAAGGUGGCUGCAUUCCGGAAUUUUGUGAGCUACGAGUGCGCGAUGAGUUCGUUUGGUGCUGAGAUUGAAGCUUUACUGCAGACGUGCAAGUUUUCUGAAGAAACCGUGUUGUUCACGUUAAACACAUCAUCCAGCGACCGGUCCAGCACACCAAUGUUGCUCCAUACUCAGGUUCAUUAUGUAAACUGUGACCAGUCCAGUGGCUUGGAUUUAGCUCGGUCGCUACCAUCAGUUGGAGGCCUCGGACUGGUUAUCUUCCCGCUGUUGGAUAAUGCGACUCGACACUGUGAUUUCUACCUGGUGCUGAAAAUGCUGGUAAACGUUCUACGACGCAAUCCGUCUUGCUUGGCUGAGUGCAUCGGGUGCAAUGGCUACAAUUUUAUCAUAGCACUGCUGUGCACAAGGGUGGAUUUGAUCGACGAAAAGAUGCUCACGUGUGUCGUGCGGCUAGCCGUGGCUGGGACAUUGGCCCCUUACGCAACUUCCGGUGGGGGGAGCACGCAACUAGCACAUCCAGUUGUGGUGGAUUCUGUCGCCCUAGCUCAAAUACUACUGAACGGUGAACUCCGCAAGAAAUUGCCGCAUCAUCUGCAGUGCCAGCUUGUGUCACUUUUAAUGGACUUGCUGGUGUCAGCAAACCCGAACGCAGUCUUUAACGCUCGCCAACUACGAAGAUCUGGUGUUUUCCAGUGGAUACUCACGUACUUGACAGAGCUUGGAAACGAGGAGUGCAAAAUGGAUGAAGCUACUGCGCUUGAGAUGAGAUGGUGUUUUCCAAAGUUCUCUGAGCCAACUUUUGAAGCGAUACUGCAGUAUGCUUUAUCCUUGCUACGAGCGCUUGUGCGCAUUGAAAGUCACGUGGACGACAUCAACGGAAUUGGCGAAAUUAUGCUGCUUUCCAUGACGAAUAGUGUCUUGCACACUAGAGAGAGCCCGAUUCGAGUCAUUUUGUUGCAGUUUGUGCUCCAUGAAAUCGAGAAUGAUGCGUCACAAAGUGAAAGCAGCGGUACUUCAGACGCAAAAGCACGAGGAUCCCGUCUCUCUGACACUAUCGCUGAAGCAAUUUUGUACCGUGAAGCUGCUCUCCCUGUACCCAAAAAGCGGGAUGACAAGCGCAUUGAAACUGGCAACAGCCUCGAGACUGCGUCUUUGGGGUCGCCAAUAAGUGACGGCUCGUUAAAGCUUGGAAAAUCGUUUUCCUCGAAAUACCCCGUUGACGGCUUUGCGAAUGUUCUUUUGGAGGUGAUUGAUCAAGGUCACGAUGAUGGUCCGUGGAUAUCUGCUGAAGUGCUGCUGGCGAUUCGGAUCCUGUUCUCAUUGGCUCAAUCUCACUCGAGUUUCGCUGAGCAUUUAUUAUGCCAGACUGUAUUGAUGCAGAAAUUGAAGCGAGUGCUGCGCAAGUACAGCACUGAUUGCUGUGUGUACAUUCCGCUGCUGGGGUAUGUUUCCAACAUCCCUAUUGGUGAUACAAGCUACUGCGACCCUGAUACGCUCUCCUUGAUUGGAGUAAGCCCAAAGAAAAUGCCCGCUGUACGAUGUAUUGAUCAAGUCUGGGAUUUAAUUGGAGAAUUACUGCUUCAAAACUGUAGACUGAUGAACAGCAGUGUCGCUACCGAUGUCACUGUGAUAGUGCUGGGAAUCAUCGCGUUUCAAGUGGAAACCAGCCCGUCGUUUUUCACAGCUGUGUGUAAGUCAAGUGGCACGUUGAUUCGAAUCCUAGCGCAAUGUCUUCUAAGUUGUCCAGUGACCAGCCCGACAACUAUCAACCAAAACCCAGAAGCUGGCGAUAUUUCGGUGAGCACCCCGGACUCUGUGUGCAGUUUGCUUCACCGACUAGCUGAGAUAAUGGGCUCUGAUCCAAGCGCUUCCACUUCUAUUACGAACGCCUGUGUGAACAUCACUCAAGUCAUCAUGAUCCGAUCUCUUUCAAGUGAUGAGUUUGGAUCUUUGAUGAUGCUCUUCUUGGAACUUUUCGAUGAAAAUAUUGUAAGGCAAGGUGGAUCGGUUCUAUCUCGUGUGGCUGGACAAAAAUGUUGGUUGGCGCUUCUCAAAUUCGUCCUAGAGAGACAGAAGGUUUUGACAAACACUACGACAUUGGUAACAAUGAAAAACUUGGGUACCGUUUGCGUUGCGCUCGCUCGGUAUAUGGGAGACGAGGAGAAUCAUCAUUUGAAAGAGUCUACAAAAGACGCCACCACUUCAGACAUUCAAGAAUCUAAUGCAGAAGAUCAUCAACGUAUUGACGCAUCCGCUACAGCUUGCUUUGGAGCGGACGUUCUCGCUUUUUUCUUAUCUUGCUGCGAGUUGUGCUCUCAAGCAGCGAUCGUGGAGGCAUUGGGCGUGGAGCAUCAACAGUUUUUCUAUGGAGUACUGAUUUACUGUGCGCAGACAGUGAUACUGAACGAGCUUGUAGGUACUCAUCGAGAUACGCUUACCUUCCAGAGGAUUCUGAAUUGUCUGGUAGAAUCCAAGAAUAUCCUUUUACAGCAACCAAAGUGGCAAGGCAUCGUCGUUUGUGACAUCACAAACGACACAGCCAGUGGUGUUGAGUCCAGUAGUACGCCAUCGGGACGUCAACCUCGCCGGGUGUACAGAGUUCGGAGUCUCAGUGCUAACUCUCACAAGGAGUUUGGCGUCGGUGCAGAAUCUGAUCGCAGUUUUAUUCUCGCUCUGGCAUCCCAACUCUAUCGAAUGCUGAUGGACGACUCGGCAGAAGUGCGUCACACUGCAAUUGUCAUGUGGCAGUUUAUAAUUGAUCAGCGCUUCGACGUGCUGAGAGAUCUUUUAAUUGCAGAGCCACGGACGUCUGUGUUGCAAACAAUCACAUCUACGAAGAAGGAGGCAGCUGUUGAUAUUUUUCAUGGCGGCUUUGAUCGACUUCUCUACGCGCUUCAUAUCUCAGAUGAAGGUGACGAUUGUAAAAGGGAUCAAGAUGUUGAUGUCUCGAUUAACCAAGAAAUUUGGUGCCAGUUCCAGCUCUGGCUGGCGGAGAAUAAUGAAUUACUGGAAGAUCUCAUCGUGGCAAGAACUGACUCGAUUCAGCGACAUAUGCUGGAAGUUUUGCUGUCGUGUAUCUGUCUCCGAAAGGUUCCAGUUGGCUCUGCGGGCACAGAGGUAAGUCUCGAUACCAACUUCCCGGUACGCCUUGAUAUCCAAAAGGAGGCGACUAAAAGCGACAUCUACGAUGACUUCGAAUCGGAUCGUUGCGAUAUUGUCGCGAAGAAGGCAGUAAUGAAGUACACGGGCAUUCGGGAUAGUGCGCUAGAAGCAAUCAACGACGGGUUAUCUCAAUGGCGCGAAGUUUCAUUGCGUUUAGCAUAUACUCGGAACAUUUGGCAGACAGGGAAAUGGCAGUUGAGUACGUCGGUGGCUGAUGAAGUGAGCCAGAUCCCCGAUUUGGAGCAACAAAAACGCAGUAUUUUCCAGCGAAAGUCACUUGGCUACAGCUUAGAUCCGACGGAGGGACCUCAACGGAUGCGACUCCGACUGGUUCGAGACUAUACGUAUAGAGAGAGAAUCUCUGCUGCACAGACAGAGACUAGUACUACUCAGCUAGCUGAUGACAAACCAAAAGAUGUAGACAACGCGUUGUGGCCUUCUAUUCUCCUGAUGAACACUGUGGAGAACCUAGACAACAAGCCAUUCCAACGAAGUAUGGAAUUCCACGAAGCUGUUGAAGUUUUCAGAGAGUUCGUGUACCAGCAGCAAACAGUAGAGGGAACAGAGGAUAACGCACAAGGGCUUCAAAGUAUUGUUACUCGCUGCAAAAUGGACUCGACGCGCCAGUUAUUCGGUAGUAUUAUGGAUGGCGCUGUAGAAUUGACAGUGCUCGCGGUUGCUCGGACACUGUAUAGCUCGUUUAUUGUGGAUGAUGAGGAUACGGAUGGAAAAGUGAGUAUGGGCGUGUCACCGUCUGUUAUAGCAGAUAUCGACCAAGUGAUAAACGACUCUGUUGAUGGGCAGUCGAUCCCCCCAACGCUUUUUGAUGCGGCGGAUGCUGAAGUGGCACAAUAUGCACUUAAUACCGUACGACAGGAGGAGAGUGUACAGUCGCUACGAGUAGAUUCAGCCAUGGUCUCGGGGAAUACUGAGCAUGAUGGGUCAGGCGAUGAGCUUGAAGGAGAAGCACCAGUUGGAUCCACACUCCCAUUUGAUGCGGCAGAAAGCGAUGACUCCGACGGCCACGAAGAAAUUAACGAGAGCGAACAGGCAGCUCCUCCAGAAGUGGCUAUCGAAAAGGACACUCGAGAUCCGGUCGAUGUUUCCACACUUGAGCCAAUGUCACCAAAGAUGGAUCAAACUAAGCGAGUAGAUACUUCAUCCGACGUUGUAUACGGUGCUAUCGCUCGCUUCCUUCGAAGAGACGACUAUCCUCCAAUGCGAAGUUUCAAUGCCGCGUACAUCGUUGGUAUGGGGAGAACUCCUGGUCUCUUGGUGAUCUGUCGCUUUGGAAUAUACUUCAUCAGUGGCUACACGAAGCUUUACAACGAUCCAGACGCUCAUGAAAGCAACACGUUACCAAUUACCUCGACAGAUACAAAUCCCCACUCGUCAAGUGAGUAUUUUCCUGGCCUACAACUAAGUUAUCAGAGCGGCAAGCAUACGAUCACCCCAACUGGAGGCAAGAGAAAAGCAACAAAGAGACUCAUACGAGCUGCGUUGACUGAUUUGGGUAUGCAGUUUUCUGGAUCAAAAGCUGGAGGUGAUCAAUUCUUCACGGUUGCACCUUUACUGGACCUUGCCACGCAACCUGGUGAGCCCAUACCAACUUCAUCAGCAUCCGCGACAAGCUCGCGCUGGAGUAUCAAGUAUUCAAAUGUCAAGCAGUUCUGCCGGAUCAAGUACCAAUUACGACCUGUUGGUAUCGAGUUCUUCGACACAUUCGGUUCUACCUAUUUCCUCCAACUGGAGACGUCUGCGGAUCGAGAAGAAGUUGUUAAACUUCUCUUUCAAAUGCCAAUGGUGAACAGUAUUUUCUGGAGUCCUGUUCUUCGUACAGGAGCGCUAGUCCCAUCGGGCAAGCGAAUACGCCAAACAGUCACAAAGCGAUGGUUACGCGGGUCUAUGACGAACUUUGAGUACCUCAUUCACUUGAACACAUUGGCCGGACGCAGCUUUAAUGACAUCACGCAGUAUCCGGUGUUUCCGUGGGUAAUCGCCGAUUAUAAGAGUGAAUUUCUCAAUCUGGACACAAGUGAAACAUAUCGAGACUUAUCCAAACCGAUGGGGGCGAUCAGUGCGAAUCGAGCAGCUCAGUUCUGUGAGCGGUUCGCAUCAAUGGGCCAAGAUAUGGAUACAGGGACACCGGCAUUUCAUUAUGGCACGCACUAUUCGUGCUCUGCGUACGUGAUCAACUACCUCAUUCGCUUGGAACCUUUCACGGCUCUGGCUUUAGAGUUACAGGGAGGUGUCUUUGAUCAUCCAGACCGACUAUUUCGCAGUAUCCCGUCGUCCUGGACUUCAGCUUCCAGAGACAAUUUACAGGACGUACGCGAGCUUAUUCCAGAGUUUUUCUACCUGCCAGAAUUCCUCUACAAUGCCAACAACUGCGUGUUCGGUACUACGCAAAGUGGAGAGGAGGUAUGGCAUGUCAUUCUACCGACAUGGGCUCAUGGCGAUCCUCGAGAGUUCGUGCGAUUGAAUCGACGGGCACUGGAGUCCAAGUACGUCUCAGAGCAUCUUCACGAGUGGAUUGACCUCGUGUUCGGAGCCAAGCAGACUGGCCAAGCUGCGGUGAAUGCUCAGAAUGUGUUCAUGAACUUCACUUACGAAGGAACAGUGGACAUUGAACAGAUCACAGACCCCGUUAUGCGAGCAGCUACACUGGCACAAAUCGAGAAUUUCGGACAAACGCCCUCGCGUCUUUUUUCGAGUCCACACCCUCAACGCAAAGUGCCAACACUGAUACCCACAUCAGCUACUGAAGCAUCAUCAAUGAACUCUUCUGCGGGACACCAGUACGACGGAAUGACACUGAGUACUAUCGAGUCUUACGUCAAGUGGCAUACGCCAUUAGCCCCUGCGCUUGUUGCGAUCGGGAAGGAUUAUGUGUUUAUGAAGAAACACUCUGCUAUUUCAGUGCAAGUGAAUGGAACAGCGAUCGGAGAUGUCAAGUUCGUGCACGACAAGAUGCAGUGCCAAGGUGUGGGGUGCUCCUUUAUGCCACCACGCUAUGCGAAGUAUUUGGAUUGGGGGAAUAACAGCGGCGUCAUGAAGCUUCGAGUGCACCAGCAACACCCAGGUAGCGGUCGAUACCGAGAAGCUAACAAAAUUCUCGCCGUUGUUGAAGGAGCACAUCAUGGCGGUAUUAACUCCGCGUCAGUAUCAGAUGACGGUGCACUUUUGGUCACGGGAGGAGAAGAUGCGGUCGUUAAUCUGAUUGAAUGCUCCAAAGACUCGGACGGACGCCGUGUGUUUAAACAGGCAGCGAAGUUCGUUGGCCACAAUGACGCUGUCGUCUGCGUUGCCAUCAACAAGGAGUUCAACUUAAUCGCAAGCUCCUCGGCGGAUCGAAGUGUGUUGCUAUGGGACUUGCGAACAAGAGCGCUACUGCAGGAAUUAGCUGGACACGCAGCGACGGUCUCCCAUGUCUCAAUCAACAGUGCGAAUGGUAAUGUACUAACCACAACGAGCUCGGAAAUACGGCUGUGGAGUAUCAACGGGGAUCUUCUCGCAGCAUCAAGUUCCUCAACAUUCGGUCUUCAAGCAAUUUCAUGUGCGAUCUCGACGCGUUGUGAUUUGUGGCAAAGUGGGGUGAUCGCUGUCACUGGCCAUGUGAACGGAGCAAUCGCGUUGUGGGGGAUACGCUACCCAGCGGAUUUGGAGCGACAAAAAAAGGAGAAUUUGGAUGCAGAAGACGCAGCCAAUUCGGAGGAGUCUCCGCGUUUCUGCAGCUCACCGAGCAACUACAAGCGGAUGGGUGCUGUCAACAUGCCGGUAUCGAUUCUAAAUCAAAGAGUCUCGUCAAGUUCGUGCACACACGUGAUACCCUCAUGCCAACUUUUCAUUCUUAAACUUCUACUUAAUCAUCGAGCGAAGGUGACGGCACUUACUCUCGGCCCCGAGCAACGACAAUUAUUUUCUGGAGAUGCCGAAGGCAACUGCAUUCGUUGGAUGGACGAUAGCGUCAGCACACAUAUCCACUAA